Brassica rapa (field mustard) is the source of this 11605-nucleotide messenger RNA. RefSeq names its product putative nuclease HARBI1. The record is from RefSeq and is a predicted model, not a curated record. NCBI's taxonomy places the organism in Eukaryota, Viridiplantae, Streptophyta, Magnoliopsida, Brassicales, Brassicaceae.
UAGGACUUAUCAGUCAAACUGAGUUUUGACUAGCGUCUCCUCAUCUAAUUGCAUUUGCUUAGCCUUGGUUUUGACUGUGUGUGAUACAAAGAGGAGUUUGUGGCACAUUCUGCUGCUGUCAACUGUCUAAAGAUCGUUAGGAAAUCAUCCAGGGUUCUGGUCACUGGUGGAGAAGAUCACAAGGUCAAUCUUGGUCCAACGCCAUCCUGUUACCUUUCAUGCUUCUGAGGUCUUAGUUGCAGCAGGAGCUGCUAGCCAGAACAAUCGGUCUCGCAAGAGAAAAGAACUUGACAAGAAGGUAAGACACAAAUUAUAAUUUUGUAUGUUGAAAGAAAUUAUAUCUUACGUUUUUGGACAUUUCUCAUAAGUCAUUGUUGAUAUGUAUGAAGAUAAAAGGAUGUGGAGGGAUGGCACGAAAGAUAUGUUUCUUAAGACUAAAUGUUAAAGGUUGGAGUUUUUUCAAAGACAUAGACAAAGAAGUUUAUAAGGAUUUGGCUGAUGUUGAGGUGAACCCAAAUACUUGCUUCUUUUUUGUUUUUUUUGUUUUUUUUUUUAAUUUCUGGCACGGCCUUUGCUUCCUAUUUCUUCAUCGCUAUACUGAUUUCCUUCUUUCGCCUUUUCAGGUCAAGUUUGGCGAGCUAGAAGCUGAACUUUCUGAAACCAAUGUUGUUAAUGACAAGCUGCAGUGCUCUUACAAUGAACUUGUGGAGUACAAGCUCCUUCUUGACAAGGUAAUAUGACAGAGAGGUUCAUAACUAAUUUGACAGUUUUGUAGCUACUUAAAAUAUACUAUUAUAAAUGAUCUUUGGUCAGCACAAUUUUAAUGAAUGUACAUGACUUUCCGUGAAUUGUGUAUUUAAACUGUUAUCUUAAAGCGUCGGAUAUAUAUCUCAUGCAUUCAUGGAGCUGACAUUGUUAAGUAAGACAGAGCUAACCGUUGAAGUAGGUGUUAAGGGAAGCGUUGUCAGCAAAAAGGUUAACAAUAAAUAUCAUAUUAUACAAAUUGGAAGUUAGUUUCUUUGAUAUUGAAACUAAGUCAGAAACUGUUUUUGGGUUCACAGGUACUCUCUAUCGACCACCCAAAACACGGUUGCAACGUUGCAACUGGCACAUACAAAGAUCUUUUUGUCAGCAGGAGCCAUUGAUCCAACCAAAGUAAAAAUGAUCAUUACUUAAUUAAAGAUUGAAGUACUCCAUUCUGCAUCCUAACCGAGUGUUUUUCUUAGGGUUGUGAGAUGUUUCUUACAGUAUGCUUCAGCCAUAGCUAAAGCAUCUUUGAUGUCCAAGUGUGUUGUUGUCGACAUAAAGGAGCCUGACUCAGAAGCUUCUGCUGGUAACCUUUCUUAGUUCUUUUUUAUUUGAAUUUGCAGAAUUACCGGUAGAUCUGCAACCUUUUCCCUAAUAUCUCUGUUGGCCUGUAUGCUAUGGCUUUUAAGUUAGCAAUGAGAACAGAGUAAUGUUUGAGGAAGCAAAAGCCACUACCAAGUUAUUUAUUUCCUGAUGUGGAACAUAUUUUAUCAUAACCAAAUAUAUGUUUCUCUGAUGAGCUGAUCAUAUAAAUUUGUUUGUGUAGUGUGAAUCAAGAGCAAACAAAUCUUUGAAUAUGAACUCUUUUUUUUAGAACUGAGUAUGAACAUAUCUUAUUCUUUCUCUUUUUUGCAGCUUUUAGACCACGUGAUGGUGGACAAAAAGAUUUACAUGAUUUUCAAUGUGUAAUGAUCAACAGAUUUUAGUGACACAGAAAUUGGUGUUGCACAAAAAAAAAAAGCAAUUUAUGAUGCGGUAAGUAUAUUUGCGUUUAUUUUUUUACAGCAAUAGCUACUUUUACUUAUGACUGAUUUUCUAAAACCAGUUGAUCAAAUAUGAACAAGUGUCUACGUUCUCACGAGUUCAAUCCAUCUUUGGUAUGAUUUGCAGGAAGAUGAACCAAGGCCUGCUCUCAACCCCAUAUCCAAGAUAUUCAACUCGUGCACUUAAAGAUAGGAGAUCACAUGGUAGUCUUUCAAGCUAUAGAAGGGUAGAGUGGCAGACAAAAUUGCAAAGGAAGAUCUCACUUUUUUUUAGAAUAAUUCCCCUAUAUUGUAUUAUGUUGCCAAGUUGGUUGAAUAUCUUAGUGGAGAGUGAUAAUGUGUAAACUAUUGGGUUAAUGAAAAGUAUGAAGGUUGAGCCAAAAAAAGAAGAGAUUAAGAUAUUAACAUAUUAAGGAAAUAUGGAUUAGUGUUAGUUCUAAUGAUAGUUAUGCCAAGUUGAAAUAAUAUUUUUGUUGUAGCGCGCAUAUUCUUUGUAUCUUUAAAAAAAGAAAAAAUAAGCAAGUCGCACAUAUGACAAACUAACAUCAUUUAAAUUUUUUGAAGAAAAUAUUCUUGCAAAUUAAAUACCUUAAUUUAUCUAUCUCACAGAUACAAUAUUGUGAUGUUGAAAGAUUAUAGAAAUUGGUGAUAUGCGUAAGAAAUGAAACAUUUAACAAAAUAAAUAUUUGUUACAACAUAUUAUAAAUCGCAUUUUCAAAAGUAACUUAGAUUGAUAACUGUAGAGAAAGCACACAUACCAGAAAAGAGCAACAGUGCACAUAUUAGUUUUCUAUAAACUGACCAAGUUAAAUAUUAUAAUUUCAUCAUAUAAAGUAUGAACAACAUAAACAUUUCACACCAAAAGCUAUAUUUUAUAAGCAAAAGGCAAAAACGUGUCAUUAAUUAUCAUCCAAACUUCUUUCCUUCCUUUUUUUUCUAAGCAAAGAAAACGUAAACGUUGACAACAUGAACAAAAAGCAUAUGCACGGAUGUAAAGAACAUUAUGGUUUGGGAUUAGAAAUUUGGUGGCUCAUAUAAAUUAAUAAAUCUAACACACACACACACAUAUAUAUAUAUAUGUGCACGUUAUGUGAUUAAAGGAUUCUGACAUUACUAAUAUUAAUAAGGUUUACCAAAUAUAGUGUGAGUUCUUAUAUACUUUAUAGUAUAUAGUGUAAUCAGUCUAAGUAUAGAUAUAUAUAUAUAUAUAUAUAUAUACAAAUUACAAAGUAAUUUAAAUUUAACUAAAAUAUAUGGAAACAACCCGGGCGUAGCCCGGGGAAGGCUCUAGUUAAUUUAACACUAGGAUAAUACCUGCGCCUUGCGCAGGGUGAAAUAUUUAUUAAAAAAACUUAUGUUUUCAUAUUGUAAAAUCUCAUGAUUUCUGAAUACAUGUGUUUCUGGUCAAAAUAUAUUUGUAUUUAUGUUUUUUCAAUAUAGAAUAAUUAACUAAGUAUAAAUAUUUGGUACACAUAGAAAAAUAUAGAAACCCAAAUCAAACAAUUAAAAUGUGAUAUCAUUAAUAUUCCUAUAAUCAUAAAUUAAAAGUUGUGAAAAAGUUGAUGAUAUUUCCAAGGAAAACUCAACCGUAAAUAUAUAGUACGCAUAUGUAAGUUUUCGGAUGGUUUAGAAUGUUAAAAUAAUUAGCAUUAAUUAUUUAAAAACCAUAUUUUAGUGUGAUACAUUGAACCAAUAUUUAUGUAAAUUUUCAAUAACUACCACAAACAUUUUGGCAAGUUGUUUUCAAUGGUCAAAAUUAUAUACUUGGUGACAAAGUAUACUGUUAUCUUAAAUUAAACUUACCAUAUAGAACUUACUCAAAAUUUUGUACCAAGCUUAAAAAUUCGGUGGAAGAAUUAACUUUGUGAAAACGUUUCUUAUUUAUUUAAACAGGCAGUUUAUGAUUGACCCUCCUUGGGCUCAGUUGAAAUUUAAAAAAAAAAACAUUUAAGCGACCUCAAUUAUAGAUAAUUCGAAAUAAGUAGUUGUUGUCUAAUUAAACAUAUUGUAUUGACAAAUUUAAAAUUUAUAUAUGAUCGAAUUGUUUAUAUAUGUAUAUAAUUUUUGAUUGUUGAUAUAAUCAUCUAUAUGUUGGGCCGAUACAAUUGGAUAUUUUAUUUUACUAACUUAUCAGUAAAUAAAAUUUAUAAAUUUUCGAUUUUGAAGUUACACUAAUUUUCAAUAUCAGAUUUUUUUUUUUGACAACAUAAGAUGGAAAAUUAAAAUAUUAAAAAGAUAAUUACAAAUUGGAUUAAGCUUAUAAUUUAAAGUAUAGUUUGGUUAUGGGCCACAUUAAGACAACAAAAGAUUUUACAGCCCGACUAUUAUUAUAUUUAAGGGCCAAGUACAAAGAUGAUAAUAUUAUUUGUUUGCAACUGAUAUUUUGUAAAUGAUGAAAGUUAGGUUAACAUAAUAUAUAUCAUUAACUACCACGAAAGGUUACUAUUAAUGUUUUCCUAGACUACAAAAAAAAAUAAGUUAGGUGCCAAAGCUUUUUCUUAAUCUUCAAUAUAAAUUUCAUAAUUUAAGUUUUAAAGAAUUGUGUUGCAAGGAAAAAUAUUUGAUAUAUAAGUUUGUUUGGUAAUAACAAAACAACUUAAUUUAUGUAUUACUCUUUAUAUAAAUUUUUGUAGGCGAGGAAGGCGUGAGAACCGAACAAUAUUCUUUUUUUUUUCUUUUAUUAACAAAACAAUUCUGAAUAGCUGCGUUUCUUUGCUAUUUUUUAUAUCAAAAUUGGCUCUUUGAUAUUAAUAAAAAAACUAACACUUAAAAAAUCAUUACUUUUGGAUUUAUAGCAAAAGCAUGCAAUACUUAAGCCAUAAUAUAUAUAUAUAGCAAAUUUUGAUUUAAAUUGUUGUCUAAAUAAAACGAACUAAGAGUAUAUCUUCACUUUCUUAUAGAAAAAAAUAUAUUAUAUUGGAUCACAAUAUAAACCAACCUUGUGUCAUUUAAAGAAAAUCUCAUUUAGGGAGAUCACCGAGUAUUAAUUUAAUUAGAUCGUCGAGUUUUAAGUUUACCAUAGUAUAUACAUUUAUGUUUGGAUUAAUAUAAGUUUUUUUAGCAAUUGGAUUUUGGACUUACUAAUUUUUCAAUUGAUUCUUAUGAUGCUAUGUUUUUUAUAAAUAAUACAAACUUAACGUUAAAAUUUUUUUAAUAUUUUUCUAUUAAUAUAUAAGAGAUAACUUUUUAUACUAAGGAGUAAAUUUCGGCCAAUUAUUGCAUAAUGAGCAAUACAUAUAGGAAACUUUCAGUUACACUGAUAUAAUAAAAUUUUAGUUAGACACUAAUAUAGAAUAGGGAUUCAUAAAAUUGCAUAUUUUUUUUUAUUUACUUGCAUGAAAAAAUAUUAGACUUGGUAACCAAGUUUCAGAAUAACUAUGUACAUUCCUUUUAUUGAAAGUCUUAAAUAAUUAAAAUAUAAAGAUAAUUAAUUGCAUGAUUCAAGUUGCCCGAUAUAAAAUUUGACCUUGAACUACACACUCUUACAUUAAUAUAAAUAUUUCCUUUUGUGAAACCAUGAAUCCGCUAUCAUCACUAUAUUUAUUUAAGCUAUUAAAUGCAUGUGUAUAUACCCAUUAUAACAUAUAAGUUCAACAAAUCUAAAGUAAAUGUCUCUUAAAAAAAUAGAUUAUACGUUAAAUCAUAUUAAAAUCGUACAUUAAACCAACGAUCUUAAAAUGGUUAUUGGUCAAACAAACGACCCAAAAUGAGAGAAAUAAUCUACUUCUUUAAACUAUAUAAUGGCUAAAAUUGCAUCAUGUUUCACCAUUGGAAUGCAUCCAUAAUUAAGUCUUCACCAACUAAUAUAAAUUAAUUUAUAAGUUGUUGAUAUAUAUUCUAUGUUUCAUAUAUACAAUGGAAUGAGACCUUCUGAAUAUGGAAUGUGUUCCGUAAAUUUCCAGUGAAAAGCUCUGUAACAUGUUCGACUAAAUUGAAGAGCUAUAUUAUGGACAAUGGUGAUGAGAAGAACAAUAACUCAAAAAUUGUUGUUUUGUAGGUACAAAUGUAAUACAACAAAGCAAAGACAAAAAUGGCGCAAAUUAUGUACUUAUGCAUACUAUAAUCAUAAUCGUUAUCAUAAAAAAAAGAAAUCAUACAAUGUAAGACAUAUUUAUUGCGUUGUUGGACAUAUAAGUUGCAUGAUUCAAGUUAAGACAGGUUUAUUGGGAUGUAAAUAACUAUAACUAUAACUACGAUUAUGGUAGUCGGUGGAAACAUUAUUAUAUGGUAGGAAAUGAUUUUUUUCUUAGGUGAAUAAGAGCUUUGAAUAUGGUACGACCACAUUCAUUCUGUGAGUGCCACGUCGGAAUUGAAGCCUUCUAAUGAAUCCACUUCAGCAUGCUAAUUUUGUAAAUAAUACAAAAAUAAAGGUUAUCAUUUUUUAAAUGAUUCUCUUUUAAUAUAUAAGGGAUAAGCACUUGAUCUAUUUUUAAUGUAAGUUAAAUAUUAUAUUAUAAACUAUGAAAAAUAUUAUAUUAACAAUUUUGCAAUCAACAAUUCUACUGAUUUCUUGUAAAGAUAUUCUCUAUAAACGUAACUUUUGUUCAGUCAUCUAUGAAAACAUUGAUGAAUAUUCAGUAAAACCAGAAUUAGUGAACUAAAAAUGCUUCCAUAAAAGAUGACAGCUAAAUCUAUAAUUAUUGGAUGUUGUAGGACAGAAAAUUAUUUGUGUUGCCACAAAACAAGUAAAUAUUGUGUGGACAUAAGUACAGAAGUAAUUACAACUCGGACCAUUUAUAGUUUUACAUCUGAAUUUACGUUUCGUCAUAAACAUUUGAGUAAUCUCUUAUUGUCGUUUGCGACUUAAGGUAAACUAAUAAAUCUAUAUAUGGAAGCGAUGAUCGUACCAACUCAAUUAUGGCGAGACAAAACCGUGGCUUUGACUUGUUUUUGAAGUAUACCUCUGAACUAAUAUUACAGAUUCUGACGUACUUGUACUAAUAAAUUUGGUAGUAAACAUACACAGAGAUGGACUGAAUCAAAAAUAUGUUCUGAAUCAUAAAAUAUGUUUUUUAUAAGAAGAAAACUCUAUACUAAUGUAUUUGGGCCUUUUAACCCGACCCGACUCGAUUUUUUUACGUGAAAUUAUUGGAUCUAGUAAAUGAAGACACGUGUGUGCUGUGUAUGUGUGAAUCUGAGAGCAUGCGCAACGGUGUAUCUUAGUGAAUCCUUAGCGCUAGAUUAUAGGUUAAUUACAUUUAAAAUAAAUGAAAAAAAGGAAAUAAGCGAAGGAUCAGUCCGUGUAGAAGGAACUUAAGGACUUAAUCCUUAGGGCAGCUGGCACGCUUUGAUUGGGUGGGGUUGUGUUUGUGUUUCGUGGUCACGGAAAAAAAAAUUCAUUCGACAGAAACGUAGAAAAAAAAACCUCUCGAAGAAACAGAAGGCGAUUUUCGAUCCAUCUCGUUCCAUCUUCUUCCCUCGAGUUCGAAGGUAAAUCGAGAGGAAUCUGUAGAUUUAUGGUAUUAGAUUAGGUUCUCUGUAGUUUUCCUGUCAAUUUAGGGUUCGUUUUGAUUUUUUAAAUCGAAUUGGGGAUUUUCGUUUCAAGUUAGGGUUUCAAAUGAUUUGGGUUUUCAAUCGCUUUGUAGAGGUUUUGGUUAGUAGUUACGGUUCCAAUACUGAAAUAGGUUUGAUUAACGAUUUGCUUUUCGGCUUUUAACCAAUGAUCCAUCUGCUUAUGUUUGCUUUCAAACGAUUAGUGAAUCGAUGAAGGGGUCUUCCCUGAUACGCGAUCCUUUCAUCUGCUUUUCUGCUUUUAGUCAAGGUUUUAUUUUCUUGUGAAACUUAAAACACGAUCAUUUGUGUGUUUACAUGAUCCUCCUCAUCUAUGCUUUGAUAAAUUUCUGUUUGGUUAGUCGUCUGAUGAGGAAUGCUCUGUGCUAGUUGUUGUUUCACUUUGGUUGUUGUAUUUUGUGCUUACAAAUUUUUAAAUUUCAGGUUAAACAAACAUGGGACAAGACUAUAGCUACACCCAGCCUUCCUCAUCAGACGAGUAUGACUUGACCUCACUUCUUGAAGCUGAAGCGGCUUUGUACGCCGAAGAAGCUGAGAGUAGCUACAACAUUGGUGAGCCUGUUCAGUGCCCACCUCAGCCGUUUCAGUACUUAUGCGGGGGACAUACAAAUGCGGAGGAGAUGCGUGCGUUUGAGACACAACUUAGUCUUCUGAAGGAUCAAGUUCGUGAGAGUGACCAGAAGCUGGCUAAGCUCGAGAAGACCCUCUGUGAUGAGUUAUGCAAGAAGACAUCAUGGGUUACAGUUCUUGGAGUUUCUUUUCUGUUGAGCCUUUUACUUUUAAUAGCUGUGAUAAUUCUUGGAGGUUAGUUUCAAACUUUCAAUCCUUGUUUAUUUUAAAUGUUAAUCUGUGGAUUUUUUUAAAAAAAAAUCUCUUGUGUUUUCAGGAACAGCUUCGAAGGAUAGUAGAAGAGUAUCUGACGUGGAGACUGUCUUUAAGGUUAGAAACAUUUAAACUGAAGCUAUGCCUCUGUUUUUUGCUUAUUUGAAAAAAAACAAAACAUUUAUACUGAAACUCUUUAUCUUAAAUGCUUACCUUCCUUAUUCAGAUUUGAUAGGAUAUUAAACGUUCUCACACUGGUACUUGUUUACUUUCUGUGUUACUAGUAGAGAACUUAUUAGAUUUGAUUGGUGGUAAAUGCUAGUUUAGAGCUUUCUAUCUGCCUAACUACUUAGUUUUGUUGGUGAUAAAUGCUAGUUUAGAGUUUUCUUUCUUCUAGCUGGCUUAUUUAAGCGCUGUGUUGCUAAUAGAGUAACACAGACAAUUAGAUAAAAUGAAUAACAGCAGUGGUUUCCGAAACCUACUGUAUAGUCAAUGUCCCAUUGAACUUGAUUCACCUGAACAAGUUUGGUUCGGUAGCCAACCACCUGAGCCUGUUGGGUCCGGUAGCCAAGCUCCUGUUGGCGAGUCUGGUGAGCCGGUUGUCGAGCCUGCUACCAAAGAGAGGAGGAAAUGGAACCAGCAAGAGGAUUUAAUACUGAUAGGUGCUUGGCUCAACACUAGUAAAGAUGCAGUUAAAAAUACUGAGCAGAAAGCUGGUGCAUUCUGGAAGAGGAUCAUCGACUACUACAAUGCAAGCCCUCUUCUGGUUGGGACAGUUCCGAGAGAGCUUACUCCAGCCAAGCAGCGGUGGGCUAGGAUUAACGCAGAUGUCUCCAAGUUCGUUGGUUGCUAUGACCAGGCUAUGAGGGAGCAGAAAAGCGGUGAAAACGAUGAUGAUCUGAUGAAAGCCGCACUAGACUACUACUUCAAGGAUCAAGGCCACAAGUUUGGCAUGGAACACGCCUGGAGGGAGCUGAGGCAUGACCAGAAAUGGUGCUCAUCAUGUAAAGACAGUGGGAAGGAUAAGCGCAAACAUGUCGUGGAGGUUGAUAUAGAUGAGGAAGAGGGCAGACCGGUCGGGGUCAAGGCAGCGAAAGCUGCUUCUAAGAAGAAGAAGAGUGGGAAAGAAGAGGAGUUGUCGCGCUUACAAACCAUCAUGGAGAUUAAACAGAAACUCUCUAACCAAAAACUUCUUGAUCGUUUAUUAGCCAAAAAAGUGCCAUUAACUGAGAUGGAAACAUCACUUAAGCUGAAGUUAAUGUCUGAAAUGUUAUGAUUUUUUUCUCUUUAAGGUAGAUACUUGUCUGUGUGUUGCUUUCCGUAAAUACUUGUCAUUGUGUUGCUAAGUCACAUGUCUUUUUGUUGAUUUGCUAAGUCACUCACGGGUCUUUUAUGUUUCAGGUUCCGCAGUAAAAGAGGAAGCAAGUCACGGGUGCCUUUGGAGUGGUGAAAGUCUUUUCUUCUGUAGCUCAUGUGAAGCAAGUCACGGGAAGUCCUUUUUGUGCUAUAAGUUUGUGUCUCGGUUUCUAUCUUGGCAUCACUUCUUCCUUCCUUUUUUUUUCCCGAUUCCAAUCUGGUCGAGAAGAAGUUGUUUUAGUUUAUUGUUGUUGUAACAUUUAGCUACUACUCCAAGUUGUAAGUUUGGCUACAACUCUAUCUUGCCAUCACUACUAUUUUUAAUCAGGUAACUUAAUCCCUUGUGUUGUCAUUUGUUUGUUUGUUGAUGAAGCUCUCUGUUAUAUAAUAAUAUGCAUAAUCAUUGUAACCUGUUAAAAGAAAUGAUCAUCACGCCUCAUGAGUUCACUACAACCAAACAUACUAAAAUAUUAAAAGAAAUGAUCAUCACGCAUUCAUUUUCAAACGUUCAUCUUCUUCUAUCUAAGUGGUGGCUUAAUAUUAUCAUUAUCUCAAAAGUUUCUGGAAAGUUAAAAACUUUUGUUAUUAUUAUCUGACCAUUUAAUAUUUUUUAGAUAAUUUUAGAUAAUUCAAUAAAAAUGUGAGAUUGGAGUAUAUGAAAGAUGAUUUUAGAUUGAAGUCGUAGAAGAAUUAUUGGACGAAAUUAUUUUCUAGAUAAUUUUAGAUAAUUCAAUUUUUAAUUAUUUUCUAGAUAUGUCAUCAUCUUCAUCUGAUGAAGUCGAUGAAAGAUUGGACGAAAUUUGUGAAGAAUACGUAGAAGAAAUAUACAACGACAUAGUGGAGGCCCAAACCAUACCGCAAAGGACACGUGCGUAUGUAGAACGACACCGCGAAGGAGGACAAGACCAAUUAUGGAAUGAUUACUUCAGCGAAGAUUCGACUUUUUCGACUCAAUUAUUCAGACGCCGUUUCCGCAUGAAUAAGGAAUUAUUCUUGCGUCUUGUUCAUGGCCUAGAAGCGUCCUUUCCAUUCUUUCAGCAAAGAAGAGAUGCAACCGGGAGGUGGAGUCUUACUGCACUACAAAAAUGUACUGCAGCUAUUCGUCUGCUCGCUUAUGGUACCGCGGCUGACACCGUUGACGAAUAUCUUCGACUUGGUGAGACCACUGCACUUUCGUGUUUACAUAAUUUUAUUGACGGAAUAAUACUGUUAUUCGGAGAAGAGUAUCUACGACGACCCACACCGGAGGAUCUUCAACGACUACUCGAUAUUGGAGAGAAACGAGGGUUUCCUGGGAUGGUCGGGAGCAUUGACUGUAUGCACUGGGAGUGGAAAAAUUGCCCAACCGCUUGGAAAGGACAAUACGCCCGUGGAUCAGGAAAACCGACAAUUGUAUUAGAGGCUGUAGCUUCCCAAGAUCUUUGGAUAUGGCACGCCUUUUUUGGUCCUCCAGGUACCUUAAACGAUAUUAAUGUCCUCGAUCGGUCUCCUGUUUUUGAUGAUAUUUUACAAGGUCGAGCUCCGAGGGUAAAGUACGUGGUCAACGGACACACGUAUAAGUUGGGGUACUACCUCACAGACGGUAUAUAUCCAAAAUGGUCAACAUUUAUCCAAUCUAUUACCCUUCCUCAAACUCCUCAACAAGAGUUAUUUGCUAAAGUUCAAGAAGCAACCCGGAAAGAUGUGGAGCGGGCUUUUGGAGUACUUCAAUCUCGAUUUGCAAUUGUGAGAAAUCCGGUCAAAACAUUGAACAAAGAAAAGAUAGGGAAGAUUAUGCGAGCAUGUAUCAUACUUCACAAUAUGAUAGUCGAAGAUAAACGGGAUGGAUACUCUCGUAUUGAUAUAUCUGAAUUUGAAGAAGGAGACGUCCCCAGAUGUUCAGAAGUGGAAUCCGAGUGGCCAACAAAUCUGAAUAAUAUCUUUCCCACUCGAAAUGAUCUUCGUGAUAGGCAAACACAUGAACGGUUGAAAACUGAUUUAAUUCAAAAUAUUUGGAAUAAAUUUGGUGAAGAAGAUUAGAAAUUAUUCUAUCUUUAUGUAAAAUUAAUGUUCUUUUCUUUAAUUGUUGUAUUUUUAUGUUUAAUUAAUGUAUUUUAUGUUUAAUUAUGGAAUUUUAUGUUUAAUUA